This is a messenger RNA of Talaromyces stipitatus ATCC 10500, 453 nucleotides long. RefSeq lists its product as uncharacterized. Bases 1 to 453 code for a protein of 150 amino acids. The transcript is spliced from 3 exons. Gene Ontology annotation, biological process: transmembrane transport. The record is from RefSeq and is a predicted model, not a curated record. Gene Ontology annotation, molecular function: transmembrane transporter activity. Gene Ontology annotation, cellular component: membrane. Lineage: Eukaryota; Fungi; Ascomycota; Eurotiomycetes; Eurotiales; Trichocomaceae.
AUGACGAUUUGCAAAACCUGCUUGCCGGUUUCUUCUCAGGCUUUGGCCCCUUUGUGUGUCGCUAUGGUGAGCAUCUUGCAAAUGGUACAUAUCAAGGGCCUGCGCGCUGAAGUUUGUCCCGUGAAUCUUCAUGCCUAUCUUACCACAUAUGCCAAUCUUCACUGUGCCUUUGGUACUAUUUUGGGACCAGGUGUGCUUCGCGAAUGUCUUAAUAAUUGCUCAUUCCACAGGUCAUUUUCGUAUUCGUUUUGCGCUUCAGCAGGUUUUUGUGACCCCUCUCCCUGGUGGCUUAUCUGUCAUGGCUGCAACGACGAAGCAAAGCUUAGUUUGCACCGAUCGCAGACGCAUGGACAUAGAACUGAAGAAGAUAUCGAUGCCACUGUUACCCUAAUGACUCGCGCUCACCAGCCUGAACAAGAGACGAGACCUUGGAAGUGGGUGUGCCAUAUCUAG